Messenger RNA from Penicillium riverlandense, 837 nucleotides. RefSeq names its product Ac45/VOA1 transmembrane domain-containing protein. Gene Ontology annotation, cellular component: endoplasmic reticulum membrane. Lineage: Eukaryota; Fungi; Ascomycota; Eurotiomycetes; Eurotiales; Aspergillaceae. The record is from RefSeq and is a predicted model, not a curated record. The transcript is spliced from 5 exons. Gene Ontology annotation, biological process: fungal-type cell wall biogenesis; (1->6)-beta-D-glucan biosynthetic process. The coding region runs from base 1 to 837 and encodes 278 amino acids.
AUGCAUCUCAGCAGGUUCGGACUGCUCGCCCUGGGCGCAGCGACAGCCGAUGCCUUCCGAGACACAUCGCCCUUUUUCCUAGCUUCAACCUCCGAAGUCCUAGCGAACUCGGCGUACAUCAAGUCCGGCGCAUCGCUCCUUGACACCCUUUCCACAUCGCUCAGCUCUUGUCCCUCCGACUACUAUGUCGUCGUCAACCAACCCGGCGUACACAGUUCGGACUUCUCAACUCGCAAGUCGGCGCCCCGCCUCGGCGCGAAGAUGCUGGGCAAGGAUAAGGCGAUUCGGUCGAAGAUGACGGUGAACGAGGUAGCGGGUUUGUUGGAAGCUAAGGAUGUGAGCGAAUUCUUGGAGACGAAGUGCAAGGCGAAGAUGACCGCCAUCGAUGGGUCCUCUGGAUCAUAUCCUUCGUCAUUUGAACAGGGUCCUCGCAUCAUCUCCGUCGAUUUCCCGAUGCUCUCGCUGGGCUCCGACCGCGCCCAGCAGCUCUCCGACAACGUACACCAUCCUCUAUGUCACCUCCCCCGGGAGUUCCCCGAAUCCGACUCUGUCGUGUAUGACUCUGGCGAGGGGUCCUAUCAGGACGCCCUCCACAUGGAUCUGAAACGCGACUACUCGUCCUGGUCUUCCAACGCCGACUCAUCUGAUGAUUCCGGCUCCCGGGGCCUCUUCGAAAAAUACCAGUACUUCACGCCCGGCAUUUUCAUGGGCUUCAUGGCGUCCUUUCUGUGUCUUAUUAUUCUCUACAUCGGCGUCAGUGCCCUCAGCAGCCUGCAGGUGCCGUAUGCUGCGUUUGAAAAGGACACAUCCAGUUCGGUGCAGAAGAAGCAGCAGUGA